Molecule: messenger RNA, 468 nt
Organism: Saprolegnia parasitica CBS 223.65
Lineage: Eukaryota; Oomycota; Saprolegniomycetes; Saprolegniales; Saprolegniaceae
Exons: 3
Coding region: 1-468 (155 amino acids)
Source: RefSeq, a predicted model, not a curated record
AUGCACUUGGCGCAGUGGGCCGACACUGCAACGUCUGCGAUGUGCGACGCCGCUCUCACGCGCCGCGCCAAGCGCUGUGUGUUUGUCAGCUUGACCACAGCGUAUGAAUAUCGCAACGGCAUCAUCGACGAGUCGACAACCGAAACCAGUGCUACGGCGCCGAUUCACUACUUUCGGACCAAGGCGGGCAGCCGAGAAGACAGCGAUCGUGGCAGUGGCCGCAUCGGGCACAACUACAUCUUGCACGGCCCGGCGGCGUCGCUUCAGAAGCUUGUGUUUACUGCGGGUUCGCUUUUGGGCAAAUCGAAGCCACUGCUGCGCUUCAAGGGGCUACUGAACGAGUUUGUGGCGCUCUUCACGCGGCGUGAGCCCGACAUCGCGUACGAAGUCGGGUACGAGCUGCUUCCCGUCGCUGAGAGUAUUGCCAAAACGAUCGACUGGCUGCGGUCCGAGAAGCACUUUCCGUAA